Molecule: messenger RNA, 4642 nt
Organism: Siniperca chuatsi (mandarin fish)
Lineage: Eukaryota; Metazoa; Chordata; Actinopteri; Centrarchiformes; Sinipercidae
Gene: hnrnpub
Product: heterogeneous nuclear ribonucleoprotein Ub
Exons: 14
Coding region: 208-2643 (811 amino acids)
Biological process (GO): positive regulation of transcription by RNA polymerase II; CRD-mediated mRNA stabilization; negative regulation of telomere maintenance via telomerase
Cellular component (GO): telomerase holoenzyme complex; nuclear matrix; inactive sex chromosome
Molecular function (GO): poly(G) binding; snRNA binding; pre-mRNA binding
Source: RefSeq, a predicted model, not a curated record
UCUGGGUAAUUACGGUAGUGGACGUCAUCCUCCUCCCCCACUCAGCAGGCUCAGCACAGCGCUCUCGCCGGUGAAAGAUUGGUCGGACAGCGCGGGUGCCAUUUGGCGCAGUUUUGAGCUACAUCCGUUAACAAAGGGCGUCUAGUUAUUUAUUUGUUGUCGUAUUUGUACAUUUUAUUUAACCCAUUUUGUCGUCAAACAUUCACAAUGAGCUCAAUUAACGUCAAAAAGCUGAAAGUUAACGAGCUGAAGGACGAGCUGAAAAAGCGUAAUCUUUCAGACAAGGGGUUGAAGGCCGAGCUGAUGGACCGCCUGCAGGCCGCGCUGGACGAGGAGGCCCUUGCCGGAGACUCCCCGCUGGACCAAGAAGCUGCGGCUGGUGAGGGUUUCGGCCAGGCCGCUGACCAGGAGGGUAUGGGAGAGGAAGAAGAGGGCGAGGGCCCGAUCGAGGAAAGCAUGGAGGCCAACGAGGAGGAGGGGGAGGAAGAAGAGCCGGAAAAUGGGGGCGACGGCGGUGGCGUUGCCGAGGACGAAGAGAUGGGUGAGGGGGAAGAGGACGGGGACGGGGACGGGGACGAGGAAGAUGAGAUGGACCCAAUGCUCAAGGGAGAUGUGGACGACAUGGAGAAAAUAGACGCAGAGGAUGGUGAGCCCGGGGACCAGGCUGCUGAGGGGGAUGCGGACAAAGACACGAAUGCUGAUCAGAAGAAUAAGAAGGGUGUUAAGAGACGCCGGGAGGAACAUGGAAGGGGCUACUUUGAAUUUAUUGAAGAGAACAAAUACAGCUGGGCCUCAUUUAAGUCUCCUGUGCCACCCCUGGAGGAAGAAGAUGAGGAGUUUGAUGACACAAAAGUCUGCCUGGAUGCCUACAACUGCGACCUACACUUUAAGGUGUCACGAGACCGUUACAGUGCCUCAUCUCUCACAAUGGAGAGUUUUGCUUACCUGUGGUCUGGAGGCAAGGCCACCUACGGCGUGAACAAAGGCAAAGCCUGCUUUGAGAUGAAGAUCACAGAGAAAAUACCAGUAAAGCACAUUACCAGCAAGAACAUGGAGAUUCACGAUGUGCAAGUCGGCUGGUCCCUGGCUACUGGCACCCUGCUCCUGGGUGAGGAGGAACAUUCUUAUGCGUAUUCUGGGAAAGGCAAGAAGACCACCAACUGUGUGACGGAGGACUUUGGAGAAACCUAUGAGGAGAAUGAUGUCAUCUGCUGCCUUAUUGACUUUGAAGGUGAGGAGUUGGCGUUGUCCUUCUCCAAGAAUGGCGGGGAGCCGGCUGUCGCUUUCCAGGUCAGCAAAGACACUCUGAACGGCCAGGCCCUUUUCCCCCACAUCAUCUGCCACAAUUGUGCUGUAGAGUUCAACUUUGGCCAGAUGGAGACUCCGUACUUCCCUCAGCCCCAGGGCUACACCUUCCUGCAGCAGAUCCCUGUGAGUGAACGAGUCCGGGGUCUGAAGGGGCCACAGACCAAGGCUGACUGCGAGAUCAUAGUGAUGGUCGGCCUGCCAGGCUCAGGGAAGACUACAUGGGUGAAGAACCAUGUCCAGGAGAACCCUGGGAAAUACUACAUCCUGGGCAGUGACACCAUUGUGGACAAGAUGAUGAUCAACAGCCUGAAACGCCAGUCAAAGGACAUUACAAAACUGACUGCCAUUUCCCAGCGAGCACCACUUUUCUUGGGAAAGUUUAUUGAGAUUGCUGCCCGCAAGAAGAGAAACUACAUCCUGGAUCAUACUAACCUGUCUGCCCCAGGCCAGAAGAGGAAGAUGUGCUUGUUUGCAGGUUUCCAGCGCAAGGCUGUGGUGGUCUGCCCCUCUGACAACGACUACAAGCAGAGAGUCCAGCAGAAGGUUGAGAGUGAUGGCAAAGAAGUGCCUGAACAUGCUGUCCUCAAAAUGAAAGGCUUCUACUCUCUGCCUGAGGAGGGAGAGAGCUUCAGUGAGGUCAUCUAUGCUGAGCUGCAGAAGGAGGAGGCUGCCAAGCUACUGGAACAGUACAAAGAGGAAAGCAAGACAGCUCUGCCGGCUGAGAAGAAACCCAACCAGGGAAGCACAACACCAAAAAGAGGCGGCGGUCUGCGUGGUGGUGGCCGGGGAGGCAAGAACCAGUUUAGCCGCGGCGGUGGACCCGGACAGAGAGGUGGUGGCCGUGGAGGCUUCCAGAACAGAGGCAACUUUAGAGGAGCUCCUGGCCCUCGUGGCAGCUUCAACCGUCCACCUCGCGGCUUCCUGCCUCCCCCAGCCUUCAGAGGAGGGUUCCCCAACCGCGGAAACUUCAAUCGGGGUGGCCCCAUUCCCAGCCUGGGCGGAUCCCCCAGGGGCGGGCCAAUGAGGGGUAACAUGGGACCCAGAGGGGGGGCCAUGAACAGAGGUGGCCCAAUGCACAGAGGGAGCAUGACCAGAGGAGGUGGAGCCAGCAUGAAUCGUGGUGGAAACAGGGGACAUCCCAGCCAGUUUCAGCCGAGAGGUGGUCACCGUGGCAACUUUGGCAACAAGAAUGGCAACUUUGGUAACAACAGGAACAGUGGCAACUUUGGCAACAGGAAUGGCAUGGACAAGGCUCAAGCCUUCAACCAGAGCUGGCAGCAAGGGUUCUGGAACCAGAAGCCGUGGAGCCAACAGUAUCAGCCUGGAUAUUAUUAAGACACUUGUUCUAACGGACUGGUGGCCGACACUGAGACCCACCGCUAGCCACGGAACAUCCUCCACCCCGCUUUUUGAUUUUCUUUUCUUAGAACCCACUUUUAAUAAUCUAAAACCCACCAACUGAAGACUAAAGCGAUAUGGAGCAACAACAUUCCACAUCAGAGGAGACCAGGCAACCUGAGUGUAAUUGAAGCUUUAUAUAUCUAUAUGUACGACGUGGGUUCAGUCUCAUUAAAUAAUCUGUUUUAUUUCUUUUGUUGUAUAUUUUAUUAUCUUUUUUUUCACUACUUUUAAAUGUGUUUUUAAAAAAAAAAAAAAAUCUCAUGUUUAAUAUCAGGAACCAGAAACAUUUUGCCAGCUGGCAGAUGUUAAAGAUUUUUUUUUUUUUUUUUCCCUCCAGGGUUGUGCAUUUUAUCUGUGCUGUGGUUUUUGUUUAGCCUUUUUUUUUUUAUUACAAAUUGUAAAUAUUUUUUGGGUUUUUUUUUUUUUGUUUGUUUUUUUGCGUAGUUUGUAUGACAAGUUUAAGAAACAGUAAUGAUUUGAAAGGAACCUUGGCUUAUUAGCGAAGCAUGAUAGGUGAUUAUAUUGUUAGACUGUACAUGUCAAUAUAGUCCGCUGUCAAACAGUUAAAACUGAAGCAACAAAUUAAUUCCAGCAAGUUUUUGUCUUCUGUUCCCAGUAUCACACCUGUAACCUAAACUCCAUAGACCUACAAUAAACAACUCUUUGGCUUUUUUACAUUCUUCCUGGCUUAUGACUUUUGAUUCAGUUCAAAGGUGUGUAAAAGACCUUUGACUGGGUGAUGUCCUAGUUUGCUACUUCAAACAGUAUGGACAUCAGCCCCAUUACAAGCCCCAGUUUACACCUCAUUAGUAAAGUAUUCCCAUCAACUGUCCUGUCUUUGGUAUGUCUUUUCCAAUCCCUUUGUUAUUCUAAUGUAUAUUUGUUUGAGAAAGUAUUUUGGCCAAGCCAUUUUAAGGAUAUAAGUAAGCCAUGUUUAGUACCACAUUAUGCAUUUUUAAUUUUCUUUUUAAAUGUCUUAAUUUAUCUUUGCAAAAUAAGGGCACUGACUAAGCUUGAUAGGAAGUGUGGUUCCAAGAUUCUUUAUCAACGGUUCCUUUUUAGUGCAGUAGACUUCUGAAAAACAGCAAGCACUGAUCAGUCUAAUUACAAACCAGAACCAUAAUUGCAUUUUACUUUUUAUUUGAUUUAUAUAAACGCCACUACUUCAAUUUUGAACAAAUUUCUGCUGAUGCUAGUACAGCACAAAAGUGAUUGAAAGCAGGCAGGGGUUACUCAUUUUCACCAGCAAACCUAAAGGGCUACACAGUAUCACAACUCAUCCACUAUUAACACCACCAACAGUUCAUGAAGACCUUUACAGACUGAUGGGAGAAGAAGCAGAGGGUAAUGUUUUGUCAACUUAAAGGCAUUAUUGUGUUGUUUGGAAGCACCCCAGAGUUCAUGUUGGUGACUGUGUGGCCCGGCAAUAAUGGCAGCUCCUCAUCCAACUGCUCAUAAUGUGUCCCACCACGUUAUGCAGGCAGAGGAUACCCAGCUUGUGUUACAACACUAGAACAACAUCAGAGCUGGGGAAACACCAUAACAGUAGAUCUGACAAAAUGUGGUCAUGUGUUUCCAUUGCUUUUAUUUUUUACCUGCCCGUGUUAUUUAAUAUACAUGUAAAUACUUCACUAUUUCAACCAUGCACGAAUGUUCAUUAAUUAAUUGACUUCGAGUGAUAACUGUAUUGUGAUUAAGAAACUGUUAGUUUGCCCGAGUACUGCUGUGUGAUGAAUUGUCAACUAUACUUAAUUGUCUGGAGAGUUUGUGCCCUCCUGUUUUAUUGUACUGGAUACAUAAAUCUAGCAGAAUGCAAGCUUUGCAUUUACAGUAUAAUCUACAAUACAGACACUAUAUUUUUAUCGCUUUAUGUUGCAGGUUGUAUAUCAGGUCUUUUAUGAUUAAACCAACAAUGCAAAAGCUUUGAAACUUU